Mycena indigotica is the source of this 1416-nucleotide messenger RNA. Its product is annotated as Tubulin beta chain. Gene Ontology annotation, biological process: mitotic cell cycle; microtubule cytoskeleton organization. The record is from RefSeq and is a predicted model, not a curated record. The coding region runs from base 1 to 1416 and encodes 471 amino acids. Gene Ontology annotation, molecular function: GTPase activity; structural constituent of cytoskeleton; GTP binding. The transcript is spliced from 23 exons. Gene Ontology annotation, cellular component: microtubule; cytoplasm. NCBI's taxonomy places the organism in Eukaryota, Fungi, Basidiomycota, Agaricomycetes, Agaricales, Mycenaceae.
AUGGUCGUCCGCGAAAUUAUCAAUGUACAAGCAGGAAACCAAGUUGGGGAGGCUUUCUGGCAAGCCGUUCUUGCGGAGCACGGGCUUGAUCUUUCCGGGACAUAUCAAGGGACGAAUCCCUCGCAACUGCAUAAUAUCGGAGUUUACUUCUCCGAAGUUAAUUCUGCUUCAGCUACAAAAUAUGUUCCACGAUCUCUACAACUAGACCUAGAAGCUGGUGUCUGCAACGCUGUUCGCAGCGGCCCGAUGGGGGCAUUAUUCAGCCCUGACUCUUAUAUACAUGCGCAAUCCGGAGCGGGCAACAACUGGGCCAAGGGCUUUUACACGGAAGGCGCGGAGCUGAUUGAAGCGAUCAUGGAUGCCCUGAGGAAGGAGUCCGAGAAAUGUGACGUUUUACAGGGAUUCCAGAUGAUACACAGUAUAGGCGGUGGUACAGGCUCCGGCCUGGGGUGUUUGUUACUCACUAAAAUGCGAGAGGUCGAGUACCCUGACAGAAUGCUGGCGACUUUCUCUAUCUUGCCGUCUCCGAAGGUUUCGGAAACUGUUGUCGAGCCUUAUAAUGCAAUGCUUUCUGCCCACCAACUGGUCGACAACGGAGAUCUGACCAUCUGUGUGGACAACGAAGCACUAUAUGGAAUCGCGGGUCGAUCAUUAAAGAUUCAAACGCCAUCCUUUCGAGACCUGAACGCGCUCAUUGCAAGAGUAAUGUGUGGUGUGAGCACCAGUCUACGCUUCCCCGGGCAGCUGAAUGGGUAUGUUUUCCGACCAAAACCGGACCCAGCCGACACGUUUCCCAGCGAUCUUCGUAAACUUGGCAUGAAUCUGAUACCGUUCCCUCGCCUACACUUUCUAAUGCCUAGUUAUGCUCCAUUCGUCAGCGGAGAAGCUGCGAGAUAUCAAGGCAAUAGUGUUCCGGACCUAGUUCAAGCAUUGUUCGACAGGCGAAACUUGCUCGUCGAUGUCGAUCCCAGAUAUGGGCGUUACCUAACUGCGGCCACAAUUUUCCGUGGCAAUAUAGCCUCACGAGAGGCUGAGGUCGCGGUGCGAGACCUCCAAACGCGGAAUUCCACCAGUUUCGUGGAAUGGAUCCCAGAUAAUGUUUCUGUUACCCUUGUGUCUGUCCCUCCGGUUGGACAAAAACAGGCGGCGACAUGUCUCGCCAACUCUACAUCCAUCCAAGAACUUUUCCAGCGGACACACGAUACAUUUGCUGCGAUGUACAAACGAAGAGCCUUCUUACAUUGGUACACUGAGGAGGGCAUGGAUGUUAUGGAGUUCUCAGAAGCAGAAAGCAACUCGGCGGACCUCAUUGCUGAGUAUCAACAGUACCAGGAGGCGCGAGCUACUUCGGAUGACGGUGACGAAGAGUACGAGUACGAGGGCGGUGAGGCUGCCUCUGAGGCAUAUUCACAUUAA